Messenger RNA from Stomoxys calcitrans (stable fly), 1684 nucleotides. RefSeq names its product chromatin assembly factor 1 p55 subunit (gene Caf1-55). The coding region runs from base 235 to 1524 and encodes 429 amino acids. Gene Ontology annotation, molecular function: histone binding. Gene Ontology annotation, biological process: regulation of gene expression. NCBI's taxonomy places the organism in Eukaryota, Metazoa, Arthropoda, Insecta, Diptera, Muscidae. Gene Ontology annotation, cellular component: NuRD complex; ESC/E(Z) complex; nucleus. The transcript is spliced from 3 exons. The record is from RefSeq and is a predicted model, not a curated record.
CUUUUGCACACCUAGUUUAGUGGCAACUCUUAUCAUUUGUGGCGUUGUGGUCGCAAUUUUCAUUUUCGCACAUUUUUUCCGCUGCAUCACCAAACAACAAUUCUCUACUUGGCGUGAGAGUACACAGGCAUAAUUCUAUUGUUUUGGCGGGAGUUCAUUGUUGCUUUUGCUUGUUAUACUUGUUGUGUAUUGUUAAACAGGAAAUUAGAAAUUUUGUUUUAAACCAAUCGAACUAUGGUGGAUCGCAGCGAUAAUGCGGAGUCAUUUGACGAUGCCGUUGAAGAACGCGUCAUUAAUGAAGAGUAUAAGAUAUGGAAAAAGAAUACCCCAUUCCUGUAUGAUUUGGUUAUGACCCAUGCCUUGGAGUGGCCUUCAUUGACGGCCCAAUGGCUACCCGAUGUUACCAAACAGGAGGGAAAAGAUUAUUCAGUUCAUCGUUUGAUUUUGGGUACCCACACGUCAGAUGAACAAAACCACUUGUUAAUAGCCAGCGUACAGUUGCCCAGCGAAGAUGCACAAUUUGAUGGCUCCCAUUAUGACAAUGAAAAGGGAGAAUUUGGUGGUUUUGGUUCGGUGUGCGGUAAAAUUGAAAUCGAAAUAAAAAUCAAUCAUGAGGGAGAAGUAAAUAGAGCUCGUUAUAUGCCGCAGAAUGCUUGUGUUAUUGCAACUAAAACACCCUCAAGUGAUGUAUUGGUGUUUGAUUACACCAAACACCCAAGUAAGCCAGAACCUUCGGGAGAAUGUCAACCAGAUUUGCGACUGAGAGGGCAUCAGAAGGAAGGCUAUGGCUUAUCGUGGAAUCCCAACCUAAAUGGAUAUCUGUUGUCGGCCUCAGAUGAUCACACUAUAUGCUUGUGGGAUAUAAAUGCCACGCCCAAGGAACAUCGUGUCAUUGAUGCCAAAAACAUAUUUACGGGACACACGGCUGUGGUUGAGGACGUCGCUUGGCAUUUGCUGCAUGAAUCCUUAUUUGGUUCAGUGGCCGACGAUCAAAAGCUCAUGAUUUGGGAUACUCGUAAUAAUAACACAUCAAAGCCCUCUCACACAGUUGAUGCCCAUACGGCGGAAGUGAAUUGUCUUAGCUUCAAUCCUUAUUCUGAAUUUAUUUUGGCCACAGGAUCUGCUGAUAAGACUGUUGCUUUAUGGGAUCUACGAAAUCUGAAAUUAAAACUACAUUCCUUCGAAUCUCACAAGGACGAAAUUUUCCAAGUCCAGUGGUCUCCCCAUAAUGAAACAAUUCUGGCUUCAUCGGGCACUGACCGUCGUCUGCACGUCUGGGAUCUAUCUAAGAUAGGCGAAGAACAGAGCGCCGAAGAUGCCGAGGAUGGACCUCCAGAAUUGCUUUUUAUACAUGGAGGACAUACAGCCAAAAUAUCAGACUUUUCAUGGAAUCCCAAUGAGCCUUGGAUCAUCUGUUCCGUAUCCGAGGACAACAUAAUGCAAGUUUGGCAGAUGGCUGAGAACGUUUACAAUGAUGAGGAACCAGAAAUACCGGCCUCUGAGUUAGAAGGUGGCACCGUUUAAAUACAUGUAUGCACACAAAGGUGGCAGGCAGUUUUGAAAAUUGUCUUUGUAACAGUUAUUGUAAGUUAGGAACUCAAUUUGUAGUGAGAGUAUUUUUUUGUAUUGAAACACAGUCUAUCUGCAGCAGCAUAUUAAGCAAAUAAAUUAUUUUAAACUCGAA